Messenger RNA from Andrographis paniculata, 3433 nucleotides. RefSeq names its product phosphoenolpyruvate carboxylase 4. Gene Ontology annotation, cellular component: cytosol. The record is from RefSeq and is a predicted model, not a curated record. The coding region runs from base 136 to 3267 and encodes 1043 amino acids. Lineage: Eukaryota; Viridiplantae; Streptophyta; Magnoliopsida; Lamiales; Acanthaceae. Gene Ontology annotation, biological process: carbon fixation; tricarboxylic acid cycle. Gene Ontology annotation, molecular function: phosphoenolpyruvate carboxylase activity. The transcript has 20 exons.
CCAGUGGUGAGCGUCUCUGUAGUCUGUUGUGUUUCUGUUCUGUUCUUCCAAUAAGCGUGAAACGUGAAUCGCCACACUUAGCCAAUCAUCAAAUCGCUUGCUUUUCUUCGCAGGCAAUAGUUCGGAGGACGGAUCAUGACGGAUAUCAUCGAUGAAAUUGCGGAGGAAAUAUCAUUCCAGGGAUUUGAAGAUGACUGCAGAUUACUGGGGAACCUCCUCAACGACGUUCUUCAUAGAGAAGUCGGAUCUGGAUUCGUGGAGAAACUCGAGAAGACGAAAGUUCUCGCUCAGUGUGCAUGCAAUAUGAGGACGGCGGGAAUAGAGGACACAGCAGAGCUUCUUGAGAAGCAACUGGCUGCAGAGUUGUCAGAAAUGACACUUGAGGAAGCAUUGGCGCUAGCCAGAGCAUUCAGCCAUUAUUUAAACCUGACAGGGAUUGCAGAAACUCAUCACAGGGUAACUAAGGCUAGAGGCACCGUACAAUUAGCAAAAGCUCUUGAUGAUACAUUAAAUCAACUUGUGCAGGCAGGUGUUUCUCCGGAUAAGCUCUACGAGGCAGUUUGUAAGCAGGAAGUUGAAAUUGUCCUGACAGCACAUCCCACUCAAAUAAAUCGACGCACAUUGCAAUACAAACAUAUUAGAAUUGCACAUCUUUUAGAAUAUAAUGAUCGGCCUGACCUCGGGCAAGAAGAUCGAGAAGUGCUGAUAGAAGAUCUGGUGAGGGAGCUUUCUUCAAUAUGGCAAACAGAUGAGCUCAGAAGGCACAAGCCUACUCCAGUUGAUGAAGCCAGGGCUGGUCUGAAUAUCGUGGAGCAAUCACUUUGGCAAGCCGUGCCUCAUUUUCUACGUCGUCUCAGCAACGCUUUGAAGAAGCAUACUGGGAAGGCACUGCCUUUGACAUGCACCCCAAUAAAAUUUGGAUCUUGGAUGGGGGGUGAUCGAGACGGAAAUCCGAAUGUAACAGCAAAGGUUACAAGAGAUGUAUCUCUUCUAUCAAGGUGGAUGUCCAUUGAUCUCUUUCUACGGGAAGUUGACAACCUAAGAUUUGAACUCUCCAUGAAUCAAUGCAAUGAGAAAUUAUCAGCACUGGCCCAUCAAAUUUUAAAAAACGAGAAGUCAGCUGAAGACAGGCAUGAAAAUUGGAACCAAUUUAAGAAUCAUAACAAUUCUGCUUCACCCCUUCCAACCCAACUUCCGGAUAGGGCUGGCUUACCCUCUUGCGCAGAUCACAAUGACGUGGACUCUCACUAUCAUCCAUUAGAUCUUCCUGGUUCAGAUUUCAAGCCAUUCAAUCGCAAGGAUGGUGGUGGACUUUCCGUGAAAAUAGAUGGAAAUAACAAUGCUAACAACUCAGGAAAUGCUCAGCCUCAGCCUGUGACACCAAGAGGAUCUUCUCUUAACUCAGCCCAACUUUUGGCUCAGAGGAGACUGUUCGCUGAGUCUCAAACAGGAAGAACAAGCUUUCACAAGCUUCUGGAACCAAGCUCUUCGCAUAUACCUGGAUUAGCUCCUUACAGAAUUGUUCUUGGAGAUGUGAAAGCAAAGCUUUUGAAAACACGAAGACGAUUGGAACUUCUCCUUGAGGACCUUCCUUGUGAUUAUAAUUCUGGGGAUUAUUAUGAAACAAAAGAGCAAUUUCUGGAGCCUCUACUUCUGUGCUAUGACUCGCUGCACUCUUUUGGUUCGGGGAUAUUAGCUGACGGCAGGCUCGCUGACCUAAUAAGACGUGUUUCUACAUUUGGCAUGGGUCUAAUGAAGCUUGACCUUCGUCAGGAAUCUGGUAAGCAUUCAGAAACACUUGAUGCUAUAACGAAGUAUCUAGAUAUGGGUACCUAUAGUGAGUGGGAUGAAAAUAAAAAAGUUGAAUUCCUGACAAAAGAGCUCAAAGGGAAGAGGCCAUUAGUCCCUACAUCUAUAGAGGUUACUCCUGAAAUAAGGGAAGUAUUGGACACCUUCAGGGUAGCAGCUGAACUGGGAAGCGAUUCCCUUGGAGCAUAUGUGAUCUCUAUGGCCUCCAAUGCCAGCGAUGUUCUGGCAGUGGAGCUUUUACAGAAGGAUGCUCGCUUGGCAGUUGCUGGAGAACUGGGCAGGCCAUGUCCUGGCGGAACGCUUCGGGUUGCUCCUCUAUUUGAAACCGUGCAAGACUUGAGAAAUGCUGGUUCAGUAAUCCGUAAGCUACUCUCAAUUGAUUGGUACCGUGAACAUAUAAUUAAAAACCACGGCGGGCACCAGGAGGUGAUGGUUGGUUAUUCUGAUUCGGGUAAAGAUGCCGGUCGAUUCUCUGCUGCCUGGGAACUUUACAAAGCUCAAGAAGAUGUAGUCGCCGCAUGCAAUGAAUUUGGAAUCAAAGUUACUCUCUUCCACGGUCGCGGGGGCAGCAUUGGACGUGGCGGUGGCCCUACAUAUCUUGCCAUUCAAUCCCAGCCUCCUGGCUCAGUCAUGGGCACACUGAGAUCAACAGAACAAGGAGAAAUGGUACAGGCCAAGUUUGGACUACCCCAAAUGGCUGUCCGGCAGUUAGAGAUAUACACGCGGGCUGUGCUUCUAGCAACCCUCCGGCCUCCAUUGCCACCGAAGGAGCUAAAAUGGCGUAGCCUGAUGGACGAAAUUUCACAGAUCAGCUGCACUUCUUACCGCAACACAGUCUACGAAAAUCCAGAGUUUCUUGCUUAUUUCCACGAGGCAACACCUCAGGCCGAGCUCGGCUCUCUCAACAUUGGAAGCCGUCCAACGCGAAGAAAGUCAUCACCCGGCAUCAAAGACCUGAGGGCCAUUCCAUGGAUCUUUGCCUGGACACAGACUCGAUUCGUCCUCCCUGCCUGGCUCGGCGUUGGCGCUGGUCUGAAGGGCGUCUGCGAGAAAGGCCACACUGAAGAUAUCCGAGCUAUGUACCAAGAGUGGCCGUUCUUCCAAUCCACCAUCGACCUUAUAGAAAUGGUUCUGGGGAAAACAGACAUCCCUAUAGCCAAGCAUUAUGAUGAAGUUUUGGUGUCAUCGAGCCGGCAGCCAUUGGGGAAGGACCUCAGGGGGGAGCUUUCGACUGCGGAGGAGUAUGUCCUGUUGAUCACCGGACAUGAAAAGUUGUCAGAAAACAACCGGAGUCUGAGGAAGCUGAUCGAGAGCAGGCUUCCAUAUCUGAAUCCAAUGAACAUGCUGCAGGUCGAGAUUCUUAAAAGGCUAAGACGAGACAACGAAAACAAGAAACUGCGCGACGCCCUGCUGAUCACCAUCAAUGGCAUUGCUGCUGGAAUGAGGAACACCGGAUAAUCGUCUCCGUCAACAUUUUAAUAUAACGUUAAACUGCUAUAGGUAUGGAUCUUUUAGUUUCCACUUUGUCUGUUUCGACUUUGAAUAAAUUGAGAUGUCUGUACCUUACAUCAUCACGAGAGACACGGGCUUUGAGUACAGAUAUAAACAUGGAGUUUUCGAUGCA